Molecule: messenger RNA, 1917 nt
Organism: Lycium ferocissimum
Lineage: Eukaryota; Viridiplantae; Streptophyta; Magnoliopsida; Solanales; Solanaceae
Product: ankyrin repeat-containing protein ITN1-like
Exons: 4
Coding region: 140-1522 (460 amino acids)
Molecular function (GO): protein binding
Source: RefSeq, a predicted model, not a curated record
AAGUCAAAGGCAAAGGUCUGUGUGGUGUUCUAUGUAAUGUUUGAUCCAGAGGAAGUAAAGGACUCACAAGAUCAUAAUUUGGGAAAUUUUUGGUAAAUACCAAAAUCCAUAGAGAGAGAGAGAGAGAGAGAGAGAGAGAAUGGAUCCAACCUUGUACAAUGCUGCGGUGGAAGGCAAUACUAGCGAUGGUAAUUUUUCACUUGCUGAAUAUCUAAAAAGGGACGAAGAAAAUGGGUACCAAGUCACUCCAAAGGGAAACACUGUCCUCCACGUGGCAGCCCUCUGUUCCCACUCCGAUUUCAUGGGAGAAGUCCUUAAGAUUACUCCGGCGUUGUUAUACUGUCGAAACAAGAGAAAUGAGACUGCACUUCACAUAGCAGCUAAUGAAGGCCACACUGAGGUAGUCCGUGUGCUACUUAGCGUAGCUGGUGAGGAGAAUUAUAAGGAGACACUCAUGAGGAUGACAAAUGAGAAUGGAGAUACAGCCCUGCACAAGGCUGUGAGGAGUGAACAUGUUGAUGUUGUCAAGAUCAUCUUGGAGAAAGAAGAGGAUCCUGAAUUUGAAUAUCCAGCAAACAAGGCAGGGGAGACACCACUUUAUCUGGCAGCGGAGUCUGGUUUUAUUGAUAUUCUGCGUGAAAUCUUGGAAUCAUGCAAGAACCCAAAUUAUGUUGCAGGUCCAUUUGGUCGAACACCUCUGCACGCAGCAGUUGUUCACGAACACUCGGAUUGCGCAAUAUUACUAAGGCAAUGGAACAACUCUUUAUGUGAGGAACCAGACAAAUGGGGUUGGAAUCCACUGCAUUAUGCUGUUAAACUAGGAUUGAAAGAAGUAGUUUCUGAUAUGCUGGGAUGGAAUAAAUCCUUAGCCUACCUUCCAGCAGGCAAUGAAAAUGACUGGACGACAGCAAUUCACAUUGCAGCCGGUGAAGUUGAUACCUUAUAUGUUACAAAUGUGCUAAGUGAGCUAUUACAGCACUGCCCUGAUUGCUGGGAAAUGCUUGACAGCAGGGGCCAAAAUGCUCUUCAUGUAGCCGUAAUGAACGGACAAGCAGUGUUACUUCUUACCUUGUUGAAGUCCGAAAAUUGGGGUAGCCUUGUCGAUGAGCCUGAUAAUGAUGGCAACACUCCUAUGCAUUUGCUUGCCUUUGGAAAGUACUUUAAUAAGGACGAAAUUCUUCAGCGUAAGCAUUAUAGGAACUGUGUGCCUUAUAAGUUAAUAAUCCAUCCCAAAGCAAAGAAAAUGACAUUUAACAAAGAUAACCAAACUCCGCUUGAUAUAUUUUCUUGCGCAGUCACAGAGAAUUCAAAACGGGAGGCUAAAUACAAAGGGAACGUGGAAAAACCUUCAAAAGACGACUUAAAGGAGGAGUACAAUAAGGAGGAGUACGAUAACCUGUACCCUUUUCACCGUGGUCAAUUUGGACGACGUGGCUUCAAGAUAAAAUCGCAGGAGCAAGAGGAACUCAUCAUGUGGCACGGCAUCAAAACAAGUGGGUCACUAAAGGGGAUGAAUUUUUGAAAAGUGAAAGCUAAUAUAUAAUGGAGAUAUCUCAAAUGCAUCUAGUUGUCGCCACUUUACUAAUGACAAUCACCUCCGCAGCUGAUUUCAUGUUGCCAGGAGGUUUUGAGAGCGAUUCCAAUAGUUCUAAUAAAGGGAUGGCGAUUCUAAUAAGUAACACAGCAUUCUGCGCAUUUGUUGUUUCAGAUGACAUCGCCUUUCCAUGCUCCGCAGGAGCUAUACUCAGCUACUUUAUCAUGGCAGCAAUUAAUGAACGACCGUCUCAAUAUACAGUGACUCCUAUGAGGACGUUUGCUAAUAGCACAAUUUAUUUGCAUCUUUUGGCAAUGUCAGCCGUUGUAAUUGCAUUUGUAACUGGUAUGUAUGCUGCUUUAGCACAUUCAGUUGGUCUCACC